GCUCUGACGAGAUCCACGGGGCCGGGGCUCCCGGCGGCUGUCGCUCGGGCUGCGGCUGCCGCGGCUCCUGUGCGGCGCCCGGCGCUCGGGGCGCGGCGAUGGAACCGUUGGCACCCAUGCGGCUGUACACGCUCUCCAAGCGCCACUUUGUCCUCGUGUUUGUUGUCUUCUUCGUCUGUUUUGGCCUGACCGUCUUCGUUGGGAUCAGAGGGCCCAAAGUGAUCCAGACUUCUGCAGCUAAUUUUUCACUAAAUAAUAGUAAAAAGCUGAAGCCAAUUCAAAUACUUUCAAAUCCACUGUCUACAUAUAAUCAGCAACUAUGGCUGACAUGUGUUGUGGAGCUGGAUCAAUCAAAAGAAACAUCCAUUCAGACAAGCUUCCUCAUGACCGUUAAAGUUGAUGGUGUAGCUCAAGAUGGGACCACCAUGUUCAUUCAUAACAAAGUUCACAAUCGGACAAGGACCCUCACCUGUGCGGGGAAGUGUGCAGAAAUUAUUGUGGCUCAUCUUGGCUACUUAAAUUACACUCAGUAUACCGUGAUUGUGGGAUUUGAACACCUGAAGGUACCCAUCAAGGAAAUGAACUUCACGUGGAAGACUUAUGACCCGGCAUUUUCUCAGUUGGAAAUUUGGUUCCGAUUUUUCUUUGUGGUGCUUACCUUCAUUGUCACGUGCCUGUUUGCACAUUCCCUCCGGAAGUUUUCCAUGCGAGACUGGGGGAUGGAGCAGAAGUGGAUGUCCAUUCUUCUGCCUCUGCUGCUGCUUUACAAUGAUCCGUUCUUCCCCCUCUCCUUCCUGGUGAACAGCUGGUUUCCAGGCAUGCUGGACGAUCUCUUCCAGUCUGUGUUCCUUUGUGCCUUGCUGCUCUUCUGGCUGUGCGUGUACCACGGGAUACGGGUUCAGGGAGAAAGGAAGUGUUUGACUUUCUAUUUGCCCAAAUUCUUCAUUGUCGGACUGUUGUGGUUGGCUUCUGUCACACUGGGAAUAUGGCAGACAGUUAAUGAAUUACAUGAUCCAAUGUACCAGUAUCGAGUUGACACAGGAAAUUUUCAGGGAAUGAAGAUUUUCUUCAUGGUGGUGGCAGCCGUGUAUAUUUUAUACCUUCUGUUCUUGAUCGUGCGGGCCUGUUCUGAGCUGCGUCACAUGCCUUAUGUAGAUCUCAGGUUAAAAUUUUUGACUGCAUUGACUUUUGUAGUGCUUGUUAUUAGCAUCGUCAUCCUUUAUUUAAGGUUUGGAGCACAAGUAUUACAAGACAAUUUUGUAGCUGAACUGUCAACUCACUACCAGAAUUCAGCUGAAUUCUUAUCUUUCUACGGCUUGUUGAACUUUUACCUCUACACUUUGGCCUUUGUGUACUCUCCGUCGAAGAACGCCCUGUAUGAGUCGCAGCUGAAAGACAACCCUGCAUUCUCGAUGCUGAAUGACUCUGACGAUGAUGUGAUCUAUGGGAGCGACUAUGAAGAAAUGCCCCUGCAGAAUGGCCAGGCCAUCCGGGCACAGUACAAGGAAGGAUCUGAGAGUGACUGAGUCCCGGGCCGACGCGUUGCUGCCUCGCCGCUUCCUGACUGCCUCUGCCACUGCUGGUGUUCGGCCUGGUCUCAGAAGCAGAGGAUUCCUGGUCCUUCUGUGUUUACGUAUUUUUGAAAGGAAAACCAAAACCAAGGACAAAUUUAACCAUUGGGCCAAAUUAAUUGUUAGAGCGGCUGCCUUUAUUUGAGAAGAGAGGUGCUGAUAACAAGCAUGAACAGCCAAUUCCCUUUUCAAAGAUUUCAGAUGAGAAAGAGUUCAUUUUUAGUGGUGAGGAGGUAAUUACUCCUGUUUUUAGUGAAUUUUUUUUUUUUAAUUGCUCAUUCUGAGUCCAUGGAAAACCCUUAUGAAUGAGGUCAUAAGCAUGGUGAAGGUCUCCUCUUUCCUCCUUUCUUCCUGCCCUGUACCAGUUUCCACCAUUGAAAUUCAAAGGAAGCCUGUUUCUGUGCCUGUCUCCUGGGGGCAGACCUUCCCCCUGGAGUGGCCGGUGCUCUGGCUAACCGAGCAUCCUAAGUGACUAGGAACUCCUGUCCAAAAUGCCUGUGCAAUGGCUCAUUAGGGCAAUGGUGGGCAGGUGGGUGCUAGCCCCUCACGGCCACUGGGCAGAACUAGUGUUGUGGGGUCUGAGGAGGACUGGCUGAGGUUCAUAAGGAAAGGGUGAGAUGACAAGAGCCAGCUCCAGGGGAGAGGUCUUGCUGCCAUAGUUUCCAAGGGCCUGUGUCCACACGCGUGUGCAUGUGAGCAUUAUAUACAUGAAUGUGAACGGAUGUGGUGUGGGGUGGGGAAGAGGGUAUCCACUACAGUUCCUAUGAGCUGUCAUUUCUACAACUCCAUUAAGAGAGAACACCCCGUGGAACUUAUUUUUUAAUGAAAGCUAAACAAAGGAUUGAUAUAUUAUUAUAAAUUUUUUAUCUUGAAAAAAUUUUUCAGUUCCACAUUUGAAACAGAUGAAAGAAGUAAAACAUUUUGGAUGACUUGUGGAAAGCAUAUCUUUGGGUAGAAGGUCACUUGCUGCGAAUCAUGCCCCGCUCCCCAGUGGCCAGGGAAGAGAAAAGUUGUCUGGAGCUGCUGAAUCUGUGGCAUCAGAGAAGGCCCUGGAGAGUUGCCAGUUCCUUUUUGUCAAAGACAAAGUGUAGAAGGCUGGUAUAGAGCUCUCCUUUCCUUUUCCUUUGACAAUGCACAAUAACGUCUCUCUUGAACCGUUACCGUACGGUCAUGGCUAACAUCCAUUGAUGGCGUCUUGGUAGAUGCAGCAGCAUAGGGUAGGGUUGUUCCGCUCCGCAAGCAGUACCUACGUUUCCUUCAUCUAUGCAUUAACUCUCAAAUAGCUAAAAAUUGUAUUCACUUUAGGUAGUGCUGGGCCCUUAGAGAGGUUCAUGAGAGACUUCUCAUUAUGGCUUCACAUCUUUCUGUUUAAACCUUAGUGAUAAUGUACCUUUAAUAUGGAUUCCAUUUGUUUUUAAAACCUUGUAAAUAUAAAAGUUUGGAUUAAAACAACUAUAUUACUGCAAGGGUAAUUCAAGUCUACAUGGUUUUUACAUUUUCAGUGGUGUGAUCACUUUUUUUUUUUUUAAUGAUUACUUUUUUUUUUUUGAUUCCGUGUACUCCAAGGUAUUGGAAGAAUUUUUCUGUUACCACAUUUUUCAACUUCUAACUAGAAAUAAUUUAUGUAAAUUGAUGAAAACUUGUGCUGAUUAAUGUAUUCUAGUAUGUGAUAUAGUUUACAAGUUUUAAUCAUUAUUAAAUGUCCAUAAUUUGGAAUGCUUUUAUUUAUCAGCAAAUGUAAACUACUUGAGGCAUUUAGCCAUAUACAUUAGAACUUUUUAAAACUUGUCUUUGUCCUAUAGUGUAAUUAUAAACUGAUGACUGAUCUCUUCAUACUUGAUUCUUCAUGGCACCAAGUCACUGAAAUGAAAAUAUGGGAGUAUUUAUUUACUUUUUAUAACUAAGUUGGAAACAAAAUUAUAAAAGAAAGUACUUAAGGGGAAAAUGGCUCUCUGUUAAAUCGUGCAUUCUCAGUCUUGUCUCUGGUGUAUCAUAUAUAGAUCAACAUUUACGCACUCCAUGUAAAGAUUUGCUUAACGUAUAUAGCACUUAGCAUGUAGUAUAUAUGCCGUAGGUAUUAGAUUAAAACACUAAAGUCUGCCAGAAAUUGUAGACAGUAGCAAGAAAACUGUUUUUUUUUUCUUGGAGAGUAUCAAAGUUUUGCAAACUUCAAUUGUAAAUUCAAAGGGCUGACUUUAGUUCUUCCAUGGUAAUGGCUUGAAUAACAUCAUCUUUGGGUAAUUUUUUACACUGGUCCAGUCUAGGGGAACCUGGAAGAUGACCGUACGUAUUUCAGCUUCCCUAGGGAGAGCAUCAUUAUCCGUGUGGGUAAUAGGUCUGCUUGAUUUAUUAUUAAAUCAUUAAAGCAGUGAAGUGAUGCAGUUUUCUCUCUCUUCAGCCCCAUUUGAAAGGCUAGAGAAGGGGAUAUAUAAAAUAUAUUCAAGGUUUGUAAGAUUGUUCCUGUACAUAAUUACAGAUUGCAAUAAAAGUUUAGAUACAUUAAGUAAACCCAGCCCACUAAAUGGGCAGGUUACAAGACAAAUGUCACCAGCCUCAAGCAUUCCGUGAACUAUUUACUGAAGGUACAGUUGUGUUGAAUUUGUCACGGUAUGGUCAGUGACUUACUUCCUGGAAUCCUCCUCACAGAGGAAACCAUGGAAGCUCAUCAACAGGAUGGUAAAAAGGGACAUCGAGUGAUUUCUAGUUAAGUCACUAAAGAAUAUUUAUGUAUUUUGAAGAUUUUAGAAACCAGUUGCCUUAGAGGUUAGACUUUUGGGAAGAAAGCUACAAAUCUUUUCCCCAGGCCCAAGGGAAGUCGCUUUAGUCUGUGACAUCUUGUUAUCCUGCUGUUGACUUGACAUGUUUGAUAUACUGGUAACUAUAAUCCCACACAGUGAAACACAGAAUUUUCUGCUACUGAAAACUGCCUUUUUACAAAAUGACUGUAAAUAUUUGUAAAAUAAAAACAACUUUAAGUUCAAAAGGAAAGCUAGAACUAUGUAGGAGAUCUUGGAACUGUGUCAAUGAGCACAGUAACUGAUCACAGAAUGAUCAUUGUAGCAUCAGUCAAAAGUGAAUAAAUGUUUAUUUAUGGCAAACUUACACUUUGCGAAUGGCUUCAUUCUGAAACUUCCUUUCUGGUAAAUGUUAAUAAAUUUUAAAUAUUCAA
Messenger RNA from Nyctereutes procyonoides (raccoon dog), 4740 nucleotides. RefSeq names its product transmembrane protein 181 (gene TMEM181). The transcript is spliced from 17 exons. The coding region runs from base 99 to 1526 and encodes 475 amino acids. Gene Ontology annotation, molecular function: toxic substance binding. NCBI's taxonomy places the organism in Eukaryota, Metazoa, Chordata, Mammalia, Carnivora, Canidae. The record is from RefSeq and is a predicted model, not a curated record.